UGCCCGUCCGUUCUACCCAGUCUGCCCGUUUUCCCGCCAUGUUGCACCUUUGACAGAUUUACGGCGGCGGUUAGACCUCAUUAUCACUACAAUUAAUAGUAAUGAUAACCGCCGUAUAUCAUAAAUCCUGUCCCGGCAUAUCCCUCAACGCACGGCGGGGGAGAGACGGGUUUGAUUACGUUUUACGACUUUCUGUGGUCCCAGGACCAUAUGAUUAUCUCGAAGGCCUCAUCACACCCAACAACUCAAAUGUGUGCCAUGUAAGGAUAGAUCGACCGGUAUUCACAUAGAAGAAUCUCCAUGAAACGAAGACCGUAUGUGACAAAGCUCUAUCUCAGAUCUGUUCAGAAUAGCACACAAGGUGACCUGUCCCUGAGUAUUCAAUUUAGACAUCUCGAAGUGGAAGUAAUUUCGCGUGAUUUUUCAUCAGCACAGAGCUCGGCAGGGUUAUGGAUUAUGUAGAGCGAAAGCGGGGCAAUAAAAUAUUGAUCAUAUUCGCUGCUCCCAUAACCCCACAGAGGGAUGGGGGUGCUCGGGCUGGGUAUGAUUAAGAUGUACAACGCGUGCUCGAGCUGUCAAUCAUUUUUACUUUUAAUCCUGGUCCCGCGAUGCUGGAGGAGAUACUGCCAUGUCAGGAUUGUGGCGUUUCUAUCAUCACCGUGUAAAAUAUAAGCGGGAUAUCUGUUUAUUGUCAGGCAAAUGCGCCUAAUGUCCUAUUUGUGGACUGCAAAUUAAGUACAUUUGGCGAGCCUGACAAGUUUUCACUGCAAUAAGUGCCUAUUUACGCGCGGCAAUCAGGCCCUAUUUACGGCCGAUGGUGUGAUUUCCCCCGGCGAGGGAGCGCAGCAAUCGAAUCACAAGAAAAGUCCUGAAAAAAGCGACCAAUCAGAAGGCUGGACUCCAGCGAGAUUGACAGGAGUGCGGGUCGAUCCGGCGUUUGGAUGAGCAGCCACGGAAAGCUGACUUGCUCGCUCAUGUAUACAUGCUGCACACGGGUGCUGGCUUCUGAGGGGAAAUUGCAGGUGGGAACGAUGGAAACUGGGACUACUAUGUGAUGGUAAUCAGCUUAUUUUCUAACGCGCUUCCUUGCCACAGAGCAAGCAUGGAGAAAGAAAAACGCGAACUGUUGUCGGACCAAGCUUAGGCUGAGUUAACUCUGUUCGGGACGCGAGAAGUGUUCAGAAGGCGACAAAGAUGUCCAAAUUUACCGUUACGCCGUGGACGCUGCUCUUGAUUCUCCCCGUGGCGUGGAUAGUCGUCAGCUCGGCGGCAGGGGCGCUCCCCACCUGCCCGACGGUCUGCAAGUGCCGCUGCAACAACGUCACUCUGCUCUGCUCGGUGGAGUGCACGUACCAAAACCUACAGACGGUUCCCACAGAGAUCCCGCGGACCACGACUUCCCUCAACCUGGCCGCUAACGACCUGACUGUUAUAACUGACGACUCUUUGGCCAGGUACUCCAUGGUACACUCCAUAUGGCUUAGCUACAACAAUAUACAGACCAUAUCGGACAUGGCCUUCAUGCGACUAGGAGCGCUGAGAAAUCUGGACUUGGGAAACAACGAGCUAAAAGAAUUUCCGUGGGAGUCAUUGCAAUAUCUACCUGGACUACAGCUAUUCAAACUUAACAACAACAAGUUAACGUACAUUCCGAUUGAAGCUUUUAAUCGUAUGACCAAGCUGCGCUCUCUGAGGAUACACCAUAACGAAAUAACAGCUCUACCCUCGGGUGCCUUCGACCGUAUGAACUCUCUCUCACAUUUGCUUCUCCACGCCAACCCAUGGCACUGUAACUGUGGGGUACAAUGGUUAGCCGACUGGCUGAAAACAACGAACGUCGACGUUCAGCAGCGUAAGGACAUCACCUGCGCCACACCUGCUGAGCUACACGGAGAGAGAGUCGAUCAAGCCGAGGAGCUACCAUGUAAAGCUCCCACGGCACGGGCCUGGGCCAUCCCCAAAGGUGUAAUCCCCGUAGAGAGCAGAGUAUAUCUCCACUGCGCUAUAGAUGGGGACCCGCUCCCGACCGUCAAGUGGAUAACUCCUGCAGGGACGGUGAGACCCAAGGAUGAGGGUACGGACAGGAUGAUAGUGCUGCGGUCGGUGCAGUACAGAGACAGAGGAACGUACAUCUGUGUCGCUACAAAUCCCGCAGGAUCCGUCAGCUCCAAGCUGAUCUUGACCCUCACGCGAGAUCCUGUACCGGUUGUUGUGAAGACGACUCCGACCCCCGAGGUGGCUACGACGUCGAGCAAACCCGCGCCAACACCCGCCGGGACUCCGCCUAAAGGUCCCACAGAGAAGGGAGCUGUUAGCCCCGGCGGGAAACCCUUGGCUCCUACCUUGUCAUCGGCCACAACUGUUCCAACGCAAGGUGGUGGUGUUAUCCCCACCCGACCUUCUGGAAGAAUUGUACCGCAACCAACAGUACCAAAACCACAAACAACUACUAAAGUUCCUGACAUUUGCUCAGAAUUUACAUCUCAAGGGUCGAACUUACAAAUGACUACCGACUUAGAACUGUCUAUUGUCAAAGUGUCAACGGACGAAGCAACAGUUCGAUUUGGGUGCACUCUAGAUUGUGCACGGCCUCCGUUUUGUGCGAACGUGACAAUUCUCGAUGAAAACUCGAACCGAACCAUCUCCAAGCUCCUGGCGGUGGAAGUCGGGGGAGGGUCCGACCACCAUCUACAGCACCUGCGGCCUGGAACAAUGUACAGGCUUUGUGUUUCAAGCAAGGUGUGUACCACGUUUUCAACUCUACCUGGCAAGACGUACAUGGAAGAGAUGUUAGGACCGAUCAUAGUUGGUACUUUUCUGUGCGGGAUGGCAAUCAUAACACUAUCUGUGGCCAGCAUUCACUACGCUAUCAUCCAGUGUCGAAAACCGAAGGUUGUCAUAAAAACAGAAACGGAUGAAGAGGAAGAAGAAAAUGGCGGCAGUCUUUGCGGUUUCUUGAGCAUUUGUCGGCGGCGGCUCGGAGAAGCACAGCCCGACGUCAGUGGUAGCAGACCAAACGUAAACGUGAGACCGAGAUCAGACUGUGUCACUUUGGUGGACAAUGUUUACGAGAACAGGAAUUCGUAUGUUGACGAUCCCACUCUAGGCGGGCAUCGUAACGCGGCUCUUCGGUCCUCAAUGAUGAGCUCGCCCGACGACAGCGAUCCCAAAGCAACAAUGAGAAAACAUCUACAACGAGAGGACACCAACCGCAUGUCGGAGCACAUCUACGAGGACAUAGAACCCGAGCUGUUGGGUGCUACAGCUGCACCCAUCGUAAGAAACGACGAAGAUCUCUCAGACGAGGAAGGAAACCUUGGAAUGCGCGCCUCAAAAUCUCGAAGAAUUCCUCGCGCCAAGACGAUGGCUUCUUUCACACAGUAUCAGUACUGUCGGCUGAAGCAUUCAAAGAGUACAAACUUUUGAGA
Messenger RNA from Branchiostoma floridae (Florida lancelet), 3428 nucleotides. RefSeq names its product immunoglobulin superfamily containing leucine-rich repeat protein 2-like. Gene Ontology annotation, molecular function: protein binding. The coding region runs from base 1195 to 3426 and encodes 743 amino acids. NCBI's taxonomy places the organism in Eukaryota, Metazoa, Chordata, Leptocardii, Amphioxiformes, Branchiostomatidae. The transcript has a single exon. The record is from RefSeq and is a predicted model, not a curated record.